AAAUACUACCAAAGUAUUUUAUCAGAACUUUAACUGUCAUAAUUUUUUCAAGGCAAGAGUAAAUUUUAGUCACAAAACUUCAUUUUUUUUUCCUUUUCAAAUUUAAUUAAAAUGUAAAGAAGAACUUCACUGUGGAGGUAGUAUAUGCAGGUAUAUAUUUGCGUUAAUGGAAGUAUGGUUGAUUUUUAUGUGUCCUUUAGACUGUAAAAUAUUAAAACCAAAAGGAUGAGUAAGCCAAAACCAACCUUCUUCGCUCUUCAUUUUCUGCUUUAUGUCUCAAUAAUCCUCCAAUCAGUCUGUUGCAAUGGAGAUUGUCCAGAUAUAGAAAAACAAUCACUUGUGAAGCUAAGGCAAUCUUUGAGAGAUCCAAACCACCAUAUUUCUUCAUGGAAUCUCGAAGUCAAUUGUUGCACAUGGAAAGGCGUGGUUUGCAUCUCUGCCACCACCGCCGCCACCAUACAUGUUCAUGAGCUCCAUCUCCAAAACUACAAUUUAAGCGGUGACCUGAACCCGUCUCUGAGAAACCUCAAGCACUUGACGCAUCUCGACCUGAGCGGCAACAACUUUGGGGUAACAAUCCCUUCAUUCAUCGGCUCAAUUGCGUGCCUGGAGUAUCUGAACAUGUCUGGAGCUGGAUUCCGGGGAGAGAUUCCGCACACCAUAGGGAAUCUUUCAAGUUUACACACUCUGGACUUUGAUGGCUCCGAGGAUGUCACAGCAGAUAGCCUUCGCUGGUUGUCCGGGCUCUCUCGGUUGGGGUACCUCAACCUGAAUCAUGUGAACCUAAGCAAAGCCGGGGACUGGUUUCAGGCGAUCAACGCCGGCCUCCCCUCUCUGGAAGAUUUGCAUCUCUCGUUUUGCAGUUUGGAUUCGAUUGGAGAUGGUGCUGGUCUUAGCACUAACCUCAGUGAGUCUUUGAAGUUCUUCGAUCUCUCCCACAACAGAUUCGAAAAUCUUGCCAUUCCAGGAUGGGUUUUACAGCUCAGGAAUCUUCUUCAUCUUGAUCUGAGUUUCAACAAUUUCAAGGGACCAAUCCCAGAGAUCACGAAUGCAACGAAGCUCCAGUACAUUGAUCUCUCCAAGAACCAUUUCAAUUCCACCAUUCCAGACUGGCUUUACCUCUGCAAGGACUUGGAGUUCGUCCACUUCAGUUACAGCCUCCUGCAGGGUACAAUCUCCAAUGCCAUAGCCAAUCUGACCUCUCUUAACACCCUGGAUUUCUUCGGGAACCGACUGUCUGGGAAAAUCCCAAAAGAGGUCUCUCGAAUGUGUGGGUUGCAGUUUCUGUUUCUGACCUUCAAUGAUUUUGAAGGAGAUGUAUCGGAUUCGUUUGGGGAUAUGUCGGACUGCUUCUUAGCGUCCAUGAAACUCCUCUGUGUGCGGGGUAACCGGCUCUCCGGCCACCUCCCGGAGAGAUUCGGAGAUUUUGCGGGGAUGCAGCAUCUCCAUUUCGGCGGGAACCUGUUUUCCGGCGAGAUUCCGGCCAGUCUGGGUAAGCUGACGUCCUUGCUGGAGAUGAGCUUGUACGGGAACAGGUUCACCGGGAGUCUACCCGAGAGCUUCGGCCGGCUCUCGAAUCUAGAAGAUCUUUACGCCGACAACAAUAUGCUGCUGGAGGGGACGGUGACGGAGAGUCACUUCGCCAAUCUCACGAAGCUGAAGACCUUUAGCGCCUCCGGCAACCACUUGACGUUGAACGUGAGCGCGACUUGGGUCCCGCCCUUCCGGCUCACCACCCUCAGACUAGGGUCGUGGAAGUUACAAUCGGGCCCCGGAUCUAGGGUUCCGCCAUGGCUCGAGACGCAGAAGAGCACCAUCUCGGAACUAGAUCUAUCGAAUACGGGAAUCUCCGGCGGCGUUCCAAGCUGGUUUUGGAAAACUAGGGUUUUGAACUUGUCUCAUAACCAUCUAUACGGCCAGAUCCCAAGCGAAAUUGAUCUCCCGGCUGAAUCUAUGUAUCUGAGCUCCAAUCAGUUCUCCGGUCCUCUUCCUCGAAUCUCUCGCGCGAUGAAAGAGAUCGAUUUCUCUAGCAACUCUCUGUCCGGAGACACGCGUCAAUUUCUCUGCAACACCUCCUCCGACGAGACCUACGAGGUGGAGAUUCUCCAUCUGGGAGGAAACCAGUUGACCGGAGAACUACCAGAUUGCUGGAUGAAAUGGCGAUCAUUGAAGUAUUUGAAUCUAGGAAACAACGCAUUCAUAGGAAGCAUUCCGAAUUCGAUCGGAUUUCUCCGAAACCUACAAUCGUUGAAUCUAUACGGGAACAGAUUGUCAGGGAACAUACCUCCUCCAUUGCAGAACUGCGCGGAGCUGGUGAAGGUCGAGCUCUCCCGUAACGAUAUCCACGGGAACAUACUGCCAUGGAUGGGGAAGAGACUGGUCAAUUUGAAGUUCCUCAUUUUAGGCUCAAACAAGAUGACCGGCCACAUUCCGACCGAGAUCUGCCGCCUGAGCUCCCUCCAGAUACUGGAUCUCUCCAGCAACAGAUUCUCCGGUGCCAUACCUUCAUGCGUUGGUAACUUCACUGCAAUGGUCACAAAGCGGAGCUUAGAUAAAUACGAAUACUCUUCUUAUUCAGUCGCCUUCUUCAUUGACAGUGCAUUAGUAUCCACAAAGGGUAGUGAAUUGCAGUAUGACACCAUCCUCUCAUUGGUGACCAGCAUAGACCUCUCCGGCAACGACCUCGCCGGAGACAUUCCAGAUGGAAUCACAAGGCUAGUGGAAUUGAGAUCACUAAACCUGUCAAGAAAUCAUCUGUCCGGUUUGAUCCCAGACAGUUUUGGAGACAUGAAGCAAUUGGAAUCACUCGAUUUGUCAAGAAACGUUUUGUCCGGUCACAUUCCCAGUGGCUUCUCCAGUUUAUCUUCUCUGAAUCAUUUGGACCUGUCUUUCAACAAUCUAUCUGGGAAAAUACCCAAAAGCACUCAGCUUCUGGGCUUUGACAGCGAGGGCUUCGUGGGUAACCAUCUGUGUGGGCCGCCAUUAACGCGAGAUUGCAGCCGUGAAGUCCAUGGAAACAGAGAGGAGAAUGGGGAUGAAGAUGAAGACGAUGAUUGGUUUUAUGUGUUUUUAGCUUCAGGAUAUGCUGUGGGAUUCUCGGCAGUUUGCAUAACUUUAGUCUUGAAGAACUCAUGGAGAGAAGCUUAUUUCCAGACGCUAGAACACAUGUGGAAUAAGCUUCGUGUUUAGGCAUUGUAAUAAUGCAGACAAAAAUGC
Cuscuta campestris is the source of this 3216-nucleotide messenger RNA. The record is from the annotation of a GenBank genome assembly. NCBI's taxonomy places the organism in Eukaryota, Viridiplantae, Streptophyta, Magnoliopsida, Solanales, Convolvulaceae.